GUGACGGUCAUGAGGGUUUGCUGCCCCUCUCUGCUCUCCGGCAUACCGAGGUAAGAUAUUUGAGGAGGAAAGUAUCCCAGAGCUCCGAGGACCAAGUCUUUUGGAGAAGGCAUCCCAACCAGAGGAGCUCUGCAAUCUAAUUAUCCAAUUUGCUUGAUGCCGUGUAAUCGUACAGACGGGAUGCCUCGUGGAGACUUCAACAUUUAUUUUGCCAGCGGCAGACGAGGAUAUGUCAGAGCUGAAGAGGCAGUGGGAAUAGUUCUGCUGGUGGUGAUCUUGGCCGCUCUCCUCAUCGUGGGCUGCUGGUACUUCAAGAAGAGGAGUGGCUACAGAAUAAUCAGGAACCCAAGAUCAGGUUCACCAGGUUUCACAGGAGGCCAGUAUUCAGAGGCAGGACCUUCCUCAGAAAACAAGAUGGCUCUAACUGACUUUGGCAGCUUCCGGCCUGCGGUUCCUAAUGCUCCUCCAGCCUAUGAAAAGCUUUCCUCAGGGCCACUGCCUCCUCCAUAUUCUCCCUGAAGGACUUCUGAAGACAGACAGAUGUCUGGAGAAGGAAGGAAGAUACUGAAGAACAAACUUUAAACUCCAUCUGUUGUCUGAUACUCUGAUGUCACUGUCAAUAUGGUUCUUUAUGCUUUGUAGCUAAAUAUACCAAUCGGUGAAAUUACUCUCAUUUUGUAAAAUUAUUCAUAUGAAUAAACACAAUGUAUAUACUGUAGGUUGUUUAAAUAAACACUAACAAAAUU
This is a messenger RNA of Epinephelus moara (kelp grouper), 746 nucleotides long. RefSeq names its product melan-A (gene mlana). Bases 157 to 519 code for a protein of 120 amino acids. The record is from RefSeq and is a predicted model, not a curated record. Gene Ontology annotation, cellular component: melanosome. NCBI's taxonomy places the organism in Eukaryota, Metazoa, Chordata, Actinopteri, Perciformes, Serranidae. The transcript has 5 exons.